AUGGGAAUUAAAUUAUCUAAAACAUCGAAAAAAAGUGAACCCUUACCACCAAUAAAUGUGCAAGAAAAUCCUGAUUUUAGAUAUAAUGAUGACAGUUGGCCUGAUGUCAUGAAUGAAUUGACUAGAGUUUUGAAACCUGGAGGAUAUCUGGAGUUAGUGGAAUUUAGUGCACCUCUUCAAACGGGUCCCGUUACAAGCCAAUUGUUCAAUGCAGUUAAUAAAAUGCUCGAACUACGAGGUCUCGAUAUACUAACAGUUUACAAAGUGCGAUCAUAUUUUGAACAACAAGAAAAUCUUGAAGAUAUCAUAGAAGAAAAGAAUCGGUUACCACAUGGUCCCGAAGCUGGCAAACUAGGUCAAGCGACUGCAGAAAAUUGCAGGCUUGUACUUUCUAAUCUGAAGCCUUUGUUACAAGAAGCUUUGAAGAUAAGUUCAGAAGAACUUAAAAAUAAUCUGGAUAUUUCAGCUAAAGAAUUACGUGAGUUUAAUAGUUAUCAGGACAUCAGUUGCGUUUAUGCAAGAAAAAUAGUAAAUCAUUGA
Messenger RNA from Diversispora eburnea, 540 nucleotides. NCBI's taxonomy places the organism in Eukaryota, Fungi, Glomeromycota, Glomeromycetes, Diversisporales, Diversisporaceae. The record is from the annotation of a GenBank genome assembly.